This is a messenger RNA of Limanda limanda (common dab), 1695 nucleotides long. It is a transcript of the gene klhl23, whose product is annotated as kelch-like family member 23. The coding region runs from base 1 to 1695 and encodes 564 amino acids. Gene Ontology annotation, molecular function: protein binding. Lineage: Eukaryota; Metazoa; Chordata; Actinopteri; Pleuronectiformes; Pleuronectidae. The transcript is spliced from 3 exons. The record is from RefSeq and is a predicted model, not a curated record.
AUGUCACACAAAGAAGGCGACAUCUACACGUACGACUUCACUGAUGGAGAUCAUCCAUCGCAGCUCCUGGACGCCCUCCGGCACUUCUACGUCAGCGGCCUCUUCACGGACGUCUCCCUGCGGUGCGGUGGCUCCGGGGCGCAGGUGUUCCACUGCCACAAGGCGAUGCUGUCGGCCCGCAGCUCCUACUUUAAGGUGAUGUUCACGGCUGACAUGAGGGAGAGGUCCGACAGCAGCAUCACCCUGACCGGGGUGCGAGCCGAGGUCCUGGGCGCCCUGGUGAACUACGUGUACACGGCUCAGGUGCGCAUCACCGAGAGCAACGUGCAGAGCCUGCUGGAGGCCGCCGACCUCCUGCAGUUCCUCCCUGUCAAACAAGCGUGCGAGGAGUUCCUCAUUCGCCUCCUGGACGUGGACAACUGCCUGGGGAUGCACGCCUUUGCACAGCUGCACCUGUGUCCUACCCUGGAGAGGGAGGCCAGGAGAGUGAGGCUGAGCAGGUUCUCAGAGCUCCUGCUGCAGGAGGAGUUCCUGGAGCUGGACCAUGAGAGGAUGAGGGCGGUGGUGGCCGCACAGAGCCUCACCGUGCAGAGGGAUGAGGUCCUGAUAGAUGCUGUGGUCAAGUGGGUGGCCCAUGAUUUGGAUAACCGCCUUCACCAUACUGUGGACCUGCUGCACUCCAUCCAACUUGACCUGGAUGAGGUUUAUUUCAAAGCGUCCAUAGAGGGUCACAGGCAGGGCUUGCUGAGCAGUGAUGGGAAACUCAAAUCUAUGAUAACUCAGGCAUUGAGGUCCAAUAAUGGCAAGGAAUUGUGUGCAAGUAAAAAAAUGUCUUCCAGCAUGUAUAUCAUCGGUGGAUACUACUGGCACCCGAUGUGUGAGGUCCACUUCUGGGAUCCUGUCAGUGACACAUGGGUGCAAGGGAAAUCAAUGCCUGACCAUGAAAGAGAGAGUUACAGCAUCAGCUCACUGGGAGCAAAUAUAUAUGUGACGGGAGGUUACAGGACAAACACGGUUGAGGCCCUGGACGCUGUCUCGAUUUAUAACUGUGACUAUGACGAAUGGACCGAGGGCUGCUCCAUGAUCACAGCGAGGUACUACCACUGCUCCGUGGCGUUGCAUGGCUGUAUAUACGCCAUCGGAGGCUACAGAGGAGGAGCUCCAGAGCGAGAGAUGGAAUUUUAUGAUCCUUUGAAAAAGAAAUGGUUUCCAGUGGCCAAAAUGAUCCAAGGUGUUGGAAAUGCUACUGCCUGUGUAAUGGAAGACAACAUCUACGUUACCGGAGGCCACUAUGGCUACAGAGGAAGCUGCACCUAUGAAAAAAUCCAGGUCUACAAGCCAGAGGUCAACGAGUGGAGCAUCAUUACAAUAAGUCCCCAUCCAGAAUACGGGCUGUGCUCUGUGCCUCUCAACAACAAGCUGUAUUUGGUGGGCGGACAGACUACGAUCGCCGACUGCUACGACCCCGAGAAAGACGAGUGGAGGUCAAUAUCAGUGAUGAAGGAGAGGAGGAUGGAGUGCGGGGCCGUAGUAAUAAAUGGAUGUAUUUAUGUAACAGGGGGAUACUCCUACUCAAAGGGGACUUAUCUGCAGAGCAUCGAGAAGUACGACCCUGAGCUGGACACAUGGGAGAUGGUGGGGACUCUUCCUAGCCCGGCCAGAUCCCAUGGAUGUGUGGGUGUUCACAGCGUGUAA